AUCGGCAGACGGCAAACGCCUGGUGAUCGUCGAGUCGCCGGCCAAAGCACGCACGGUCGGCGAGAUCCUGGGCAAAGACUACGUGGUAACGGCGUCGAUGGGCCACGUCCGAGACCUGCCGAAAUCGACGCUGGGCGUGGAUACGGACAACGACUUCACCCCAAGUACGUCACGCUCAGGGACAAACAAACGCUGGUUACCGAUUUGAAAAAGUCGGCCCUCAAAGCUACCGAAAUUUUCCUGGCGACUGACCCAGACCGCGAGGGGGAGGCCAUUUCGUGGCAUCUCCAGAACGCUGCCGGUUGGGGCGAAGGCGACCGCGUUCCGAAGCGAGUGGUCUUUCACGAAAUCACCAAACAGGCCGUGGAAGAAGCCUUCCAGCAACCUCGCGAGAUCAAUAUGCAGUUGGUCAACGCGCAGCAGGCGCGCCGGAUCCUGGACCGCCUGGUGGGUUAUGAAAUCAGUCCGUUGUUGUGGCGUCGUGUGCAACGCGGGCUUUCUGCCGGCCGCCGGGUUCAGUCGGUUUCCUUGCGGAUGAUCGUUGACCGGGAGCGGGAGAUAGCCGUUUUCGUACCCGAGGAAUGGUGGACUCUGGAAGCAGACCUGCAUACCCCGGAAUCGUUUACGGCCACGUUGCACUCAAGGACGGGCGCGCGCCGCCGCAUAUCCAUCGCUAACGAGGACGCCGCCCGGGCAUUGGAGGCAGAACUCUCCGGCGCUGAAUAUUCCGUGGAAAGCGUUGAGCAAAAACCGCGCCGGCAGCGUCCUUCGGCCCCAUUCAUCACCAGCACCAUGCAGCAGGACGCAGGCCGCAAGCUGCGAUUCACCGCCCAGCGCACGAUGGCCGUGGCGCAACAGUUAUACGAAGUUGGGCUAAUCACCUACAUGAGAACCGACAGCGUCAACGUGGCCGAAUCCGCCGUGCGAGAAGCGCGCGAAUUCAUCGGAGAACGGUACGGGAAAGAAUUCAUUCCCGACAAACCACGGGCGUAUCGCACGCGCAGCAAGAACGCUCAGGAAGCCCACGAAGCAAUUCGGCCGACGUCCACCCGACGCGAUCCGCGCAGCAUGGCAACCUAUCUGAACCCGGAACAGCUGCGGCUUUACACCUUGAUUUGGGAACGGAUGGUCGCCAGCCAAAUGUCGGAUGCCGUUCUGGAAGCCACCACCGUAGCGCCGUCGGACUCACAGUUCCGUUUCCGGGCCACUGGUUCGGUGCUGCGCUUCGCGGGAUUCCGAGCGGUCUACAUGGAGGGACGGGACGAUGCUGGCGACAAUGAGGAAAACGCGCUGCCUCAACUAUCAACCGGCGACGCGUUGACCAACGAAAAGUUGGCUGCCAAUCAACACUUCACGCAACCACCACCGCGUUACACGGAAGCCACGUUGGUGCGGGCAAUGGAAGAGAAGGGGAUUGGUCGGCCCAGCACCUAUGCGCCAACUAUCGCCACGCUCAUCGACCGGGGAUAUGUGGAGCGGGAACAAACCCGGUUAUCGCCAACGCGAACGGGUAUCACUGUUACCGACCUGCUGACCGAGCACUUUACCGACGUGAUGGAUCUGGACUUCACCGCCCGCAUGGAGGAAGACCUGGACGACGUGGCACAAGGCGAGCGGGAAUGGGUUCCGGUGCUGCGCGACUUCUACCACCCAUUUCACCAGGCGGUGGACAAGGCCAACGAAACCUUUGCCAGCGCCGAGGCGACGGAUGAGGUCUGCGAGAAAUGCGGCGAGCCAAUGUCAAUCAAAACUGGUCGCUUUGGGCGGUUCCUGGCCUGUACCGGAUAUCCGAAAUGCCGGAAUACCAAAGACAUGGGCGACAACCCGGACCGGCCAUUCGAGGAAGAAACCGACGAAAUUGCGAAAAAUGCGAACGGCCUAUGGUGA
Molecule: messenger RNA, 1887 nt
Organism: Geodia barretti
Lineage: Eukaryota; Metazoa; Porifera; Demospongiae; Tetractinellida; Geodiidae
Source: the annotation of a GenBank genome assembly